AUGGAGAACACGACAAUUAAGAAGAGCCUACAUCCACUAGAUGAUAUCUUAAAACCAGAAGAAGGGGAGGGGGAGAGAAGAGGAAGGCGGGGGGAAGGAGGGAGGCUGGCCAAGGGCUCCAGGGGCUCGAGGAGGUGGGCCAGGGACUUGAGGAAGCCAUCGAGGGCUUGGGGAGGCUGCUGGGGGGAGGCGGGCCAGGGGCUCGGGGAGGCGGUCGGAGGGAGGUGGGCCAGGGCCUUGGGGCUCGGGGAGGCGGCCGACGGCUUGAAGAAGCCAAAUCCAGUGGUGGGGGAAAGAGGGGAAAUCGGAGGCAACCGAAGAGAGGCGGGCCGGGGGCUUAGGACUCGGGGAGGUGGCCAGCAGCUCGAGGAAGCCGGAUCCGAUGGUGGGGGCGAGAGGGGGAUUGGAGGCAAUCGGGGGGAGGCGGGCUGGGAGCUCGAGAAGGUGGGAGGCAACCGAGAGAUCGCAGCUGAAGGCUCAGGGAGGCGGAAGGUGGUCGAAGGCUCGAAGAGACAGUCGGAGGUUCGAAAAAGUGGGAUCUAA
This is a messenger RNA of Elaeis guineensis (African oil palm), 543 nucleotides long. Lineage: Eukaryota; Viridiplantae; Streptophyta; Magnoliopsida; Arecales; Arecaceae. The record is from RefSeq and is a predicted model, not a curated record.